UUUUAUAGAAUAAAUCAUAAUAGAAAAUAGUAUUGUUGAAAGUAAAGAGUAAAUUUUAGAGACAUAUCCAGUGGACGCGCGUUCUGGCGGACCUGCGCCUGUCAAGCAGUCGCCAGCAGUCGGCAGCAGUCACGAAUGGUUGACCUAUGCAGUUGACUGUGCUGGUUGACCGAUCGUGCGGUAUUAAUCGCGCUUUUUCUUCUACGCGCUCUCGAAACAUUUAUACUUACUUUUCGGCGAUUUAAUCGUAUAGGAAGUUUAUCAUACGAGUGAGGUGAUGAUUAAUAAUCGUGAAUGGGCUAGACUUCGCAUCGGUCAGGUGAGAGACAGGUGGAUGGAUUGAGGAAAAUCGCCAGUCGAAAUACAAUCUAGGGUAAGGGAGUAGCAACCUCUUGGGGCCAGGGCCAGUCACGUGACCCGUAUGUUUACCAAAAUGGUGAACGUUCACCGUUCGGAAUGUACUUCGCUAUUUUAUCGAGCUUCCCUCUCGUACAAUGAUGAGAUCGAACGAGGAUACACGGGAAUUCGAGUGAUCUAUUCAUUUUUACAUCAAUCUUCGCAGCUGCCACUAAUUUAAGUUUUGAUGUCUUAAUAUUUUGUUACCUUGUGCUUGGUUUGGUAACGCGAAGAGUCGUGAGCGAAAGUUUGAAAGUGGACGAAAGAAACUAUUGCUUUCCGUGUAUUAUAGAAGCAACCGUUGCUCCUACCUGAAAAUGAUUUUAAUUAUUAAUGGCGAUGACAACAUUCUUCAACAUGGUGAUGACUGAAGUCUUAAGUGGCCUAACUCUGUUUGCCAAUAAUGUUUAAUGUGAUAUGCGAUAGUUUUAUCUACAGAUGAUCUCUGAUAUAGGUUAGUGCAAAUGGAAAGUACAUUAAAGGACGUCUAAAUGACACAAAGUGUCUUAGCAUAACGCUGUGUGCUACGGCCAAGCAUUGCUAAAGAUGGCCACGUAUCAAGUUGACUAUCAGUGGGCUUAUUCUAUAAUGGAUUCAUCCAGGAUAUCCACUUUCCUAAUUUCAAUUCUACUGAUAGUCUACGGCAGUUUCCGAUCCUUAAAUAUGGAACAGGAAGCAAAAGAAAGAGAAAAAGAAAGGCAACGUAAUGGAAUGUCGAGUAAUAGUAGUACUGGAAACAAAGGUGGUGCUAACGGAGCAAGAAUCCAAACCUUAGAUACAAUGCAUGCUCUCUGUCUACCUCUUGGUGCUUCCAUUUCUCUACUCGUCAUGUUUUUCUUUUUUGAUAGCAUGCAAAUGCUCUUAGCAAUAUGUACAGCCAUCAUAGCUACAGUUGCUUUGGCAUUUCUUCUGCUACCCAUGUGUCAAUAUAUAAUUAGACCCUGCACAGAUGGAAAUAAAAUAUCCUUUGGCAUUUGUGGAAGAUUUACAGGAGCAGAAUUACUUUCAUUUUCACUCAGUGUGAGCAUAGUAUGUGUAUGGGUACUGACAGGACAUUGGUUACUCAUGGAUGCAAUGGGCAUGGGCCUUUGUGUAGCCUUCAUUGCAUUUGUUCGAUUACCAAGUUUAAAAGUAUCUACUUUGCUAUUAACUGGACUUUUGAUUUAUGAUGUUUUCUGGGUCUUCUUUUCAUCUUAUAUAUUUAGUACAAACGUAAUGGUUAAGGUAGCAACUAGACCUGCUGAUAAUCCAGUAAGUCUUGUCGCCAAAAGAUUGCACUUAGGUGGUGUAGCUAGGGAGGCUCCAAAACUUCCUCUACCAGGAAAGCUGAUGUUUCCUUCGAUGCAUCAAGCGGGACAUUUUUCAAUGCUAGGUCUUGGUGAUAUCGUUAUGCCAGGUCUUUUACUCUGCUUUGUGUUAAGAUAUGAUGCAUAUAAAAAGAGUCAGCUCUUGCCUGGUGGUUGUGAAACAGGAGUUCCACCACCACGACACUUCAACCGUAUUAGUUAUUUUCAUUGCUCCUUAAUUGGCUAUUUUCUUGGUUUACUCACUGCUACUGUAAGCUCUGAGGUGUUCAAAGCUGCACAGCCUGCCUUAUUGUAUCUUGUGCCCUUUACCCUUCUGCCACUACUGACAAUGGCUUAUUUAAAGGGGGAUUUGCGUCGGAUGUGGAGUGAACCAUUCAUAUCUCAACAACCUUCUAUAUAUAUGGAAGUUUGACAAGAGUCAUGGCUCUUGAGAAAUUAUAACACAAGAUUCAUUGUCAUUUAAAAUUUUUAGUUCUGGUCUUUGUCAGUAUCAUUUUAAGUAAGUAAGAUUUUCCAUACAUGACACAUUCACAGUUUUUUAAUAUCAUUGAUUCAUAAAAAAGCAAAUACAUGUUCGAAUAUUAACCAGGACAUUACAUAGUGCACCUAAGAAUUUCUCUUAUAGAAUUAAUUUUCAUGAACAAAGUAAUAUUAAGAGUGGAGUACCGUUUAUGCACAAGUUAUCAUUUUUUUUCUUUUCUUUUCUUUCUUUUUUUAUAUAUAUAUUUUUUUAUACAUUAAAAUAAGAAAGAAAUAAUUUUUAUUUCCGAAAUACCAGCCAAUACUCCUAUUUUGUCAGCGUUCUUUACAUAUAUCUUAAAAUGUUGGUGUCAAGUAUGAAUAGAGUAUGUGUGGUAGAUAAUUGAGAGUAAACAAUAAGUAUUCUAAAAUUUAUUAGAUACGCUAAACUAUAAAUAUUAUUAUUUGGAAAAACAAAUUCUACUUGCUUUUUGUUUCAAUUUUAUUAUUAUUACUAUUAUUAUUAUUAUCAUUAUCAUUAUUA
Molecule: messenger RNA, 2706 nt
Organism: Vespa crabro (European hornet)
Lineage: Eukaryota; Metazoa; Arthropoda; Insecta; Hymenoptera; Vespidae
Gene: SppL
Product: signal peptide peptidase-like 3
Exons: 7
Coding region: 943-2115 (390 amino acids)
Biological process (GO): membrane protein proteolysis
Cellular component (GO): Golgi-associated vesicle membrane; lumenal side of endoplasmic reticulum membrane; cytoplasmic side of endoplasmic reticulum membrane
Molecular function (GO): aspartic endopeptidase activity, intramembrane cleaving
Source: RefSeq, a predicted model, not a curated record